UGACUACUUGAUUGGAAAUAAGCUGAAAACAGCAGUCAGGAAGAAACGCCGAGCGAGAUUUUGGUAGCGGAGGUCGUGGAUUUUUGCGUAAGAUCAGCCGAAGAAACAAAAGAAACUGAAUGUUUUACCUGUGAAGUUGUGCGUCAGGUGCUAACCGCAACUUAAAGUGAAAAAAGAAGCAUCAUGGAGGAGGACUGCAAGCCACUUUUGGGCGAAGUGCGAACCGGUGAGAGUUAUUCACACGGAGGCUCCACAGACUCACUGGACUACAAAGGGAAAAGGCCCUUUUAUGUGGAGCCCAGGAACAUUGUGGAAGAUGUGUCGCAGGAGAGGGUAUCAGCCGAGGCUGCCGUGCUCAACAGCAGAGUUCAUUACUACAGCAAACUGACAGGCUCCUCUGACAGACUGCUGAGUCCCCCAGACCAUGUUAUCCCCAGGCAGGAGGAGAUCUACAUCUACAGCCCGCUUGGGACUGCCUUCAAGGUGACAGGCAGUGACCACUCCUCUAAAAACCCAAGUAUUGUCACAAUAUUUGCCAUAUGGAACACAAUGAUGGGCACGUCUAUCCUCAGUAUACCAUGGGGUAUAAAGCAGGCUGGCUUCACUCUUGGGGUGCUCAUCCUCAUCUUCAUGGGCCUGCUGAUGCUCUACUGCUGCUACAGAGUGCUGAAGUCACCAAAGGCAAUACCCUACAUUGACACAUCAGACUGGGAAUUCCCAGAUGUGUGCAAGUAUUACUUUGGAAAAUUUGGCCAGUGGUCCAGCCUGGUCUUUUCACUGGUGUCACUUAUUGGCGCUAUGGUGGUGUACUGGGUGCUCAUGUCCAACUUCCUCUACAACACAGGCAGAUUUAUCUACAACUAUGCUCACAACAUCAAUGUGUCAGAUACAGAGUUUGGGACAAAUGGCUCAGAGAAAGUGAUCUGUGAAUAUAGGGGUACUGAUCCGGCACAUAACGACAGCCUCGGCAGCCUGUACCUGGGUGACAGCGGCAACAGCACGUCAGAUGUAGCGCUGUUUGACGUCUGGUGGAACAAGACCAACACCGUCCCGUUCUACCUCAUCAUCCUGUUGCUGCCGCUGCUCAACUUCCGCUCGGCAUCCUUCUUCGCCAGGUUCACCUUCUUGGGCACCGUAUCCGUGGUCUACCUGAUCAUCCUGGUCACUUACAAGGCGGCUCGCCUCGGCUUCCACCUGGAGUUCCACUGGCUUGACUCGACUCUGUUUUACGUCCCGGAGUUCAGAGUGUUCUUCCCUCAGCUGACAGGUGUUCUCACUCUGGCCUUCUUCAUCCACAACUGCAUCAUCACCCUAAUGAAGAACAACAGGAACCAGGAGAACAAUGUGCGAGACCUGUCUGUGGCUUAUCUUCUAGUAGGGUUGACCUACCUGUAUGUGGGAGUGUUGAUCUUUGCAGCCUUUCCCGCACCGCCGCUCUAUAAAGACUGCAUUGAAGCAAACUUCUUAGACAACUUCUCGAGCAGUGAUGUGUUGGUGUUUGUGGCUCGGACCUGCCUAUUGUUCCAGAUGACAACAGUCUAUCCUCUGCUGGGAUACCUGGUGCGAGUUCAGGUCAUGGGACAGGUCUUCGGCAAGCACUACCCCAGUUUCUUCCAUGUCCUGACACUGAACAUCUUAAUUGUUGCGGCUGGUGUCCUCAUGGCCAAGUUUUAUCCCAAUAUUGGAUCCAUCAUACGGUAUUCUGGUGCUAUGUGUGGCUUGGCCUUGGUGUUUGUUUUCCCUGCCUUGAUCCACAUGAUCUCCCUGAAGCGGCAAAAUGCGCUCCGCUGGCCAUCUGCGUUGUUUCACAGUGUCCUGAUCCUGUUCGGGGUGGCGAAUCUGCUCGCUCAGUUCUUCAUGUAGACACAACUUGACUGUUUGGAAACAUCUUGGGAUGCUGUCUCCCUUCCACUUUCAUAAGCUUCACAUAGGUCAGCAUGGUUCACUAUGCCAAGCUUACUGUAGAGAAAGAAAAGGAGUGUCAUACUUGCAGUUUGUUAAGGCUCCUCUCUCAGGGAAAUGUUAGAAAAUAUCAAUAGUAAACAUAUUUCUACACACCUUUGGUCAUGGUUUGAUAGCACCUUUUUAGUUUCUUUAUGACAUUCAGCUUGCAUUUUUUUCUGUGGAUGCACAUUCCCCACAGAAAUUAUUUCUAACAAAAUACUGGUAAUUACUUUUUAAUUAUUUUAUCUUAAUGGGUUUGAUUUGCUCUGCAUGUGUAGGUACAGUUGGUUAUCUGUACCUUCUAUGUCUACAGCUAUCAUGUUGCAAAUAGAUUUUAACACACCAAGGUACAUAAAGGUACCAACCUGAGUCAAAUAUGAACUAUGCAAUUUUAUGUGUAUUACUUUAAUUCUGCUUGUAGCUCUCUGGUAUUUGUAUGGCUGCUGCUAGAUUUUAUGAUCAUAAAGAAGGGUUACAGAAAUAAUAAAUUUCUUUGACAUGGACAAUAAAAAGGGAAAAAAGGGCGAACAAUAUAAAUGUUCAGCUUAUGUGAAACUGUACUGUUGAAAUAGCUGCUCAUAAUAUAAUAAAAACAAAUUUUGCUGAUCAGA
Myripristis murdjan (pinecone soldierfish) is the source of this 2555-nucleotide messenger RNA. RefSeq names its product solute carrier family 38 member 9 (gene slc38a9). Gene Ontology annotation, cellular component: lysosomal membrane. The record is from RefSeq and is a predicted model, not a curated record. The transcript has a single exon. Gene Ontology annotation, molecular function: L-amino acid transmembrane transporter activity. Bases 184 to 1863 code for a protein of 559 amino acids. Gene Ontology annotation, biological process: amino acid transmembrane transport. NCBI's taxonomy places the organism in Eukaryota, Metazoa, Chordata, Actinopteri, Holocentriformes, Holocentridae.